Messenger RNA from Oncorhynchus gorbuscha (pink salmon), 7576 nucleotides. RefSeq names its product TEN1 subunit of CST complex (gene ten1). Gene Ontology annotation, biological process: negative regulation of telomere maintenance via telomerase. Gene Ontology annotation, cellular component: CST complex. NCBI's taxonomy places the organism in Eukaryota, Metazoa, Chordata, Actinopteri, Salmoniformes, Salmonidae. The coding region runs from base 585 to 995 and encodes 136 amino acids. The record is from RefSeq and is a predicted model, not a curated record. Gene Ontology annotation, molecular function: single-stranded DNA binding; telomeric repeat DNA binding; telomerase inhibitor activity. The transcript has 3 exons.
CCGUGCAGAAAUAGCGACCACUAUCGGUUGCCUAGGCUAUGCAUAACCAACCUUCGCCAAUAUAGGUCAGCUAGCUAGUUAUGAAGCUAGCUAGCUAGCGGCUAGUUCAAUGUUGUGUUUACACGUGUUUCGUGGUUUCGCGAGCAAAGCUAGGCUACACAUACGAGACACAGUACAAGUCAUUCCAACCUUACCAAUUUCUCUUCUUCUUUUCGUCUUCUCGAUGCCUCCGUCCAGAAUAUGUGUGAGUUUCUCCACGUCAAAUGUAGCGUUCUCACGCUCUCUGGUUAUGUCAGGAUUCAUGGCGAAAUAAAUGAUAUUUUCCCUUGCAAAAGACGACGUUGCGUGUGGCGAUAAAAUGUGAGUUGUGUAAUCUUAGGACUGCACGAACCAAGAUCUGCAGUGCAAUAACCGGAGCCUGAAUAAUAAUCGACGACUUCCUGAAUUGGCUAGGAAGGGGGCGCGUUAAAAAAACAUCACGUUAUGUGACGUUGUGAAACAUUACUGCCUUGAACUGACAAAACAGCCAUCUGGCAUCUUUAUGGUAUUUUGUCUAUUUUACCCUUUGAUAACUUAUUGAGAAGAUGCUUCCAGCACCUGCAGUCUUUCAUUUCCUUUGGGAAGUCAACUCUGGUGCAGUCAAGGAGGGAGAUUCAGUGAGAACAUUUGGAAGAUUAGUGAGUUACCAACCAGAGGAAUCGAAGGCUACACUGUCUAUCCAGCAUGCAGCAAGACAGCACCAAGUUGUUGUUCAGACUACAUUUGUUGAACCCUUUGACCCCAUCAUUGGAGCCCAGUACAUGGUUCUGGGCGAGAUUGAAAAAGCAGAGGGAGGUGAUGGUGUGAUGGUCCAAGCCCGCGUGCUGAACUGUGUGGAUGGGGUGAACCUAGCCCUGCUGCAGAGAGGUGUCAAUGAACAGAGGAGCUACUUCAGAGAGAGGGGGGAGAGCAAGGGAGAUGCUGCUACUGCUGCUCAGCCACGUGCUCCUCUCUGAUCUGGACCCAAAUAAGAAUGAAUCUGUCACAACUGCUGCACUGAUACAGUGCUACUGGUGUAAAGUUAUGAUCCAGGUUGAAUUGAAUGUUCUUUUGUACAUAUUGUAAUGUUUAUAUGACCUGAUUUAUACCUCGGAUGGAUUGUGUCAAAAGGUCAUAUUUUAUUAUGGUUGGGACAUUUUCCCCAAAUAGCCGAUUACAUGGACAUGUCAAAGAUUGAGACUGUGCCUCUAGCUAAUUUAGAAUGGCGAAGGGUGGAAUUAUACUAUAAAAAGACUUCUGAGGAAAUCCUGAUUGAGACAUAAAAGAUGCUUGUUCUGGUGCACUGUGAAGUCCUGCCUUUAUUUGUCAUACGAUAUCAAUUCUGGAAGUCACCCUCUUCCUGCUGACAGUUAGGCAGGUUCACUGAAUGUUGGGGUCAGGUGUAUAAAGUAGAUCAAGAAAAUGCAUACUUACAAUAAGAAUGUAUCUAAGAUAAGAGGGAAUGUUUGAUGUGGCCAUUUAUGCAAUGGUUACAUUUUGUGAAUGAAAACCGAUAUGUAGUUUGGAAAUGUAUCUUUGUGAGAAACAUAAAUGAUUGAUUUGAUAUUAGAUGUAUUUGUGCAUGAGGUGUGUGUUAUCAUGUUGCUUUGUUUUUUUUUCUGGUAGUUAAUUCUUCUAUUGUGUUGGAAAUGAAGAACAUGUUGACAAUCUCAUCUUUAAUAAUUAUUUUCUUGAUACAGUAUCAAGGUUGCAUUUAAAAGGAUCAGUGUCAGGAAAAUGAGACAUAAGACUAAUAAGAAAUAGACAAACGAAACCUAGUCAAUAACAUUGCACCAUGUCCCAUCAUCUCUAGUAAAACAAUAAUAUCAAGGAUAACAAAAACACUCCUUUGUGUCCUUUUGUAAAGUAGAUUUUGCUAUCUCCAAACAAAUUUGGUAAACAAAAGCAACUCAGCAGCAACAAUCAUGACCUUAGUGAGCUAUGCAGUAUUUUCAGCCUAAAUUAAAUUAUACAUUCUGGGUAGUAUUGAUAUUUAUGUCUAUACAAUAUCAUUUGACUUCAUAUUAUUCACCGUAGAGACAACAGUACCCUCCAAGCGCACUUAACAGGUCUAUUAUCUGGAAGAAAAUCGCUGAGAGUUGUAUGUGGGGGUGUAGCUGCUGCCAGACACUUUGGAGGAAGCAGGUAGCAUCAGUAGGCCAGACUGAGGAUCUGUCUUGCAGCGGGCCAUUGCUUGCUUGUAGUUGAUUUUAUCCUUUGUUGUGGGGUCAACAAUUUCCUUGGCGUAGUUGUACUCGUCCUGAAGCUCUCUCAUCAUGGUGCUGUCAAUCAUUUUGGCUCCAAUGGCCUCCUGUAUGCCCACACGGUCCGUGUUGUUGGGAUUUACCAGCCCUCCCGUCAGGUGUUGCACCUCCAUGUAACGCAGGGCAGUUUCUUUGGGCAUCCAACCUUUCAGGACGGCCUCUCCCACCGACAGGCGUUCUCUGGUCAUGGGGUCCUCCACGCCAGUGUAGGCUUUCUGGGCGUUGAGUAGCCGCUGCAGUUGGCUCGAAUCGAUGAGUCCCCUCUCGGCUGCUUUGUGGACCGAGUAUCUCUCCAUGUUGCUGAUGUCAACGAUGCCCCCUGUAGCAGCCUGUGCUUCCAACAGCUUUUGUGCUGUGCCGCUUUCGAUCAGCUUGCGGGCCACUGCACUGCGUAUGGAGAGGCAUGUGUCAGAGUUUGUGUCAAUUACACCAGCGAUAGGAUAUCUUUCCUUCGGGGCAGGAACAGGGGCACUGCUGGUAGGGGACGACUUUAGCGAGGAUGCUGGCUUUGAUGUGAUUGAGUUGAACUUGGGCUGUUUUUCUUUUUCACCUGCGACAAGGAGGGCAAACUCUGAAAUAGGCAUUUUCCCAUCCUUGUAUUUUUGCAGAUCAUACUGGGUCAGUUUUCCAUCUCUCAAGGCAUUUUUGAUAGAGUACUGCUUGCCGCUCUUGCGAUCCUGCAGCACAGAGGUCUCCCCAUCAGGUCCCAUGGAAGUUAUUUCCUCCCAAUCGCACUCCAGCUCUUGCAGAUGCAUGUACUGGGUACGGUCAAUCAGUCCCUGCAGGUAGGCUUCAUAUGGCGAUAGUUCAUUGCCAGUAUCAGGGUCCAAGAUGGUGAUUUUAGUGGAGACAUUGGUCUCCUUUGUCCGGGUCUCUGCAUGGUCUUCCUUCUCCUUGUCCCUUUGGAGUUCCCUGAUGGUGUUGUCUUUCUGGUGGAUCGUGUCUUUCUCGUCCAGUAUCUCCCUCUCCAGACGCUGCACGUCAGACUCCAUCUUGACGCUCUUUUGCCUGUUGAUCUGGCUUCUCUCGCUCAUCAGCUUGGUCUGCUGCUGGAACGAUACGCUGAUGUCUUGCCUCUCAGACUCCAACUUCUUCAGCUCCUGGGUGAGGUUGUCUUUCUCCCUCUGCAAGGUGUCCCUGGCCAGAAUGAGACUCGUCUCUUCCCGGGAAGUGCUUGACUGAGUGCCAUUCAGUCGGUUGAGUUUAUCAGAGAGUUGUUUGAUUUUUUCCUCCAGGUCUUGCCUGGCAUGUUUCUCCUGAGACACCAGGCCCUUCAGGCGGUAUCUCUCUGCUUCUACAGCCUGGUCUUUCUCCACCCGGAUAACCUCUUUGUACACCGUCUUCUCUACGGCCUUUUCUCGCUGAAGGAGCUCAAGCUUGACAUUGGUGUUCCUGAUGUUUCUCUGAAUAUUCAGGACGUCAUUGGUUUCCUUGUCCAUGUCUGAGCGAAGACCGUUGGUCAUCCUCUCCAGUCUGGGGUCUCUCUCAACUUUCAGGACCUCCUCGACAACAAUACUCUCCUCGACGGGUGGCGGGGCAUUCUCAAGCUCUUUGAUGCGCAGUUUGAUCUGUUUCAGUUCAGACUCCACUUUAAUCUUCGUCUGAUGUUCAUCACUCUGCUUUAGGAUGUUCUCCUUCUCCUCCACUAAGGUUUUAAGUUUUUGCAUCUCAAGCUCUAGCUGCCGGCGGGACUUAACCUCCUCAUCCAGGCUCCUGCCAAGCUUAUCAUGCUCAACUAUCUGCUUGGGGUCCUUCUGUAGACGCACCACCUCCUGCACCACCACUUUUUCCUCUGGUUUUUGUCUCUCCAGCUGGAUGUACUUGUUUUGCAGGUCGAACACCAUCUCCUCAAUGGUACGGCGACGCUGUUGCUCUUCGCGUACCUCCUUUCUCAGCCGAUCUGCCUCCUUCUCCAAGAGCGGAUCAUCCUCAUACUUGAAGAUAUCUUUGGUCAUAAUCUUUGUCUCCACCUUGGAUUUUUCUGCUUUCCACUCGUCCCUCUCUUUCCUCAGGAGGUUAAUCUGGUCCUCUACAUUAUUGUAAGUACGGUGCAGAUGGUUCACCUGAUCAUUGAGCCUCUGUAUCUCUCUUUCAUUCUCAGGGCUCCUCUCCUCUUUCACCACGUCUUGGAUGACUUCCUUCAGCUCCACCUUUGGCUUCUUGGAACGCAGGGCUUCCAGAUCGACCAUGACCAAAGUGAUCUGGUCCUGUAAGUCAGAACGCUGCUUGUUGAAGUCUUGAACAUCUUUCUUCAGACGCAUUAUCUCCAACUCUGUUUGUGGAUCUAUGCGGUAGAUCUCAUUGACGGUUUCCCUGAGUUCGACCUUGGGCUUCCACUGCCCCACCUCGCUAUACCGAUUUUUGAGCUGAGAGACCUCCUUGACCAGAGAGUCCGUCUCAAUUUUCUCUCCCUCUAGGCCUGAUCGAAUCCUCUUGGAUUCAUUGAUUAGCUCAGGGUCCUGUUCGACUUUCUUCACCUCCCUAGUGACCACCUUGGGCUGAAUGGUGGGAAUGAUCCUCUCCAAUGCAUUGAUCUGGCUCCUCGUUUGGAAGAUCUCAUCAUUCAGAGUCUUGCUCUUGUGACCUUCAUCUGCAAUUUCCUUCUCAAAUGUUUUAACAGCCUUGAGCAUCUCUGGAUCCUUCUCCAAUCGAAUCACCUCCUUUUUCAUGAUCUUCUCCCUGAUGUUGGGUCUUGUAGCAUUCAGGAUGGUGACCUCUGUCUUCUGUUGAAUGACUUCUCCCUCUUUUACUCGAACCUCAUUCUUUAUCUUGCCGAUCUCGUCUUUUAACUUGGAGGCUUCUACAUCCAACUUAGGAUCUCUCUCAAACUCAGUCACCUCUCUAGUCACCAGUUUGGGCUUGAUGCACUUGAGGUCAUCCUCAAAAUUGGCGAUUUUGAUUUUCACACCCUCAAGCUCACCCUGGGUACGGCUGCGCUUCAAGGCCUCUUUGUGGAUUUGGUCCUCUAGAUCUUUUAGGUUGGUUUCCAGUUUCGGGUCGCGGUAGUACUCGAGCACCUCCUUCUCCUCAACUCGAUGCAUCCCUUUACGGCUCUUCAGAGACAGCAUCCUGGUUUUGAAAGUAGCCACGUCAGUCUCAGCACGGCUGCGUCUAUCGCUCUCCACACUCAACUCUCGCUGCAGGCUCUUUAUGUUUAUGAUUGGUUUUAUGGUUGGUUCUAUUGAUUGUUUCUCAUGUUUCUACAAAAAGUAAACAACCAAAAAAUACUUCAACAUUUUCAUCAUUUUGUGUCCGAAACACAUUCAAUUGAUCAAAACUGGCAGUGGGAAAGAAGUUAUGUUUAGCUAGAUUUUCCAACUCACCUGAGCGAUGAGGUUCUUAGCAAAGCCCAUCUGAUUGAGCAGCUGGUCAUUCUCAGCUGACGUUUUAGCAUAGUGGUUCACCACAGCCUUUUCCUGUAAUGUACAAAGAAGCACAGCCAUCCUUCAGCUCACAGUGCUCAAGAAAACAUGCAGGCAAACAUGACGCGCCCUAUGUUGGAUCUGCAUAGAAGUGGAUGAACAUGAAUGUCAUUUGUGUCUAUUGACUUUCAUUCCUUACGUAUUACCUGGUUCUGCACAGAAUCGGCAAGGGUGGAGGUGUGACGCCUUUUGGAAUCGUUGGCUCCCACGUUGUCGAGGGCGCUGCUGUAUUUGUCAGUGUUGACCUCAUAUUCCUGCACAAGAAGUUGAAAUUAAGAUUUUAUUAUUCAAUAUCCAAAUAUUUAAAUAUCUGUUGCACAAAUAAACGGUUAAUCAUGAUGGAGUAGGAUAAUGAGUCUUACAUUGAGGAUAUUCUGCAAAUCUUGGGAAAGGUCAACCACUCUAUCCAGGUCGUCUCCCUUGUUCUUGAUGUCGUCCACCACCCUCUGAAUUAGAAAUGACCAAAUUUAAACUUGAUUGCAAAAUAUAUGUCUUACAAUGAUAUUUUAAGAAUAUCUCCAACAAUUUCAAACCUUCUUGACACACAACACAAACAGACAGACCUUCUGGGAGGUCUGCUUGGAGUUGACCUGUGAUAGGUCAUCGCUGGGGCUGAUCUUGUUGUCAGGCAGAUUUUUCAGGAAGGAGUUCAGAGAUUUGCUUGAGUCCUGGAAUUCCUGGUUCUUGCCUGCAGCCUCUUGCAAGAGGCCCUCUCUGAGACAGAAAAACGCAAUGAAAAACACUUUCACGAUGACAAACUGAAAACAAUUAUUCUAUUCAUCUGACGUUUGAGCAAACGAAUGGACUAUUUUUGAUACCAUAUAUUUGCAGACAUGGUGUGUGUGGUCAACGUUAGCUGACAGGCAAGUGGCCCUGGGCUCACCUCUCCUUCAGCUGGUUGUUGAUGUUAGAGUAGCGGUUCUGUAGUUGUUUGACCUGGGUCCCCUGGCGAUGGAUGUCUGGGCAGUACUCCUGGUAGCCCUGCUGCAGGGAACUACACAGCUGCUCGCUGGUCUCCAGCUCCUGGCCCAGCUUUUUCAGUUCACUCUGAGAGCCCGCCACAUCCUUACGCAGACUCUGUAGAGAACAGAUACGAGAAAUGUGUCCUGGUGCUGUGCUUUUAGCUAAAUUAGAAGGGGUGACUGAAAUGUGUCCUGGUGCUGUGCUUUUUGCUAAAUUAGAAGGGGUGACUGAAAUGUGUCCUGGUGCUGUGCUUUUAGCUAAAUUAGAAGGGGUGACUGAAAUGUAUCCUGGUGCUGUGAUUUUAGCUAAAUUAGAAGGGGUGACUGAAAUGUGUCCUGGUGCUGUGCUUUUUGCUAAAUUAGAAGGGGUGACUGAAAUGUGUCCUGGUGCUGUGCUUUUAGCUACAUUAGAAGGGGUGACUGAAAUGUGUCCUGGUGCUGUGCUUUUAGCUAAAUUAGAAGGGGUGACUGAAAUGUGUCCUGGUGCUGUGCUUUUAGCUAAAUUUGAAGGGGUGACUGAAAUGUGCAGUCAAAUGAUAUACAGUCCUUUAUUACUUCAAGUCAAUCACUAGGGUAUUCUCUGGUCCAAUUUGUUCAGGGAUACUGUAGAAUCUAUUUGGUUCUCUUAAGACUGUUGAUGUGUGUCCAAAAUGGCACACUAAUCCAAGGCAGUGUAGACAAUGGUCCUGGUCAAAAGUAGUUCACUAUAUAGGGAAUGGGGUGCACUGGUAAUUGUCCCGCCCACCUGGAUCUCCUGGGUGCGGUCCUGAAUAGCAUUGGGGACAUCUGGGAUAGGGCCAUCCUUAUUCAGCUUUUCCUCAAAGCCAGAGACGAUGCCAUCCACUUUCUUGAUCUGCUUCUCCAGGUUCAGAGAUGCAUUGGCCCUAUAGAAUAAGUGGCAAAAAAAUAA